AUGCAAAAGCUCGUUGCUGUUGAGUUGGUUUCUUCUAGGCAACACAUCCCAGUCCAAGGCGUCGGCUGCAACUAUCCUAGCAAAGCCUUCGGUUUGGCUGGAGCUGUCAACGAUGCUUUCCUGAUCGCGGAAACCUUGCAGGCACAUCUGGGCUUCCGACACGAGAAUGUGUGCGUUCUGCACGACGUCUAUCCUGGUCAGAAGAAGUCCUUGAAGGUGGAGCCAGCCAAAUGUCCAACCCGGGUAAACAUUUUGCAUCAGCUACACCAGAUGGUUCGCGCCACAAAUCCGGGAGACCUGCUCUUCUUUUCUUUUUCCGGAUAUGGCCUGCAGGUGGAUGAUAUGGAUGGCUAUGCGGAUGAGGGCCUCGAAGAGGCCAUUCUUCCAACCGACUUUGUUGAUGGUCGAGAUGGCGAUUAUAGCGUCAUUUGCACGAACGACCUUCAUGAUGUCUUGCUGGGCAUUCCUGCAAAUGCUAUUGUGAUGGCCGUGAUGGACUGCGACCAUGCCACCACAUUGAUAGAUGUAAGUGGCACCAUCGAUGGCUCUCUGAUCAGUGGCCUCAAGUUCAGUGACUUUUGCGGCCUCAAGGCACAUUCGUCAAAGAUGAAUCUGGCCAGCCACAAUCGCGAUGUUUGGCAGGAGGAGAAAGCUCGAUCCUUCAAAGCUCGUCCACGGUUUCAGCCCGUCAUGGAAAUUGAAAACCCGCGAAAAGGAAGGCUGCCAACAAGACCCGCCAUGUCGCGGUCUUCUGCUAUAGCCUUUUGCUAUGCCGCUGCCGGUCACGGCCAAACCGCCAUGGAAAUGCAAAUGACCAUGCCUGGCACUGAUGGGCAAGACCAAAUCACCAAGCAGCAUGGCGUCCUGUCAUGGUGCUUCACCAAGGCUCUGGAAGCGCUGAAUUGGUCCUGCAGUUACUUCGAGCUCUGGGAGGAGAUCCGGCGCCAGAUGGCCGUUGUUCAAAAGAACGGAUUGCCACGAAUGGAUCAGGAGGUGUUGUUGACCUUCUCUCCUCCGCUGUCCAAACCUAGGACGAUGAAAGCUUUCCAGCCGAUCGAUACAGAGCAAGAAGAACAAAGCGCAUUGAAUCAAAGCAUGCGUAUCGCUGCGCCGGCUGUGGUACCACCACCCCCACCAGGAUUCAUUACAGGCAGUGGAAGCAACGGUGCUGGAUGCAGCUCAUCGCGACCACCGUCAGAUGAUUUCCCUCCUCCGGCUCAGCCAGCCAGAACACCGCAAAGGUGCAUGUCCGAGCUUGUGCACCACAACGUGGAGGGCCGCGAGGGCUCCUUCCGAGUUCAUGGAACCAGUUACGCUCCGCAGCCUCGUCCUGAAGCAUACCAUCAGCCCCCCCCGAGUCGGGACCAUUCCGCUCCCGACGUUUUCGGGAUCCCACCCACGGUUCCAGUUUACAGGCAAGAAAGGCAUCUGCCUCCUCCGCCGCCGCCUUUCCAGAGUUCAACUUCGGCGCCUUCGGCGCCGACGCCUCAUCUUCUACCAUCGCCUGUGGAAAGCAGACCCACAGCUGACGUUGCCGGCUGGCCAUCCCCCCAAUCCCCCGUUCAACGGCGUUAUCCUGGGCAAGCACCGAUUGAGCAGCCCGGUGUGGUCAAAGGCCUUACACCGCCGAACCUCUUCGGUGGGGGGGGCUUGCCUUCUUUGAGCUUCAAUGUGCCUGGGUAUGGCACGUUGGCCCCAAAGGCGAAGGAAAGCCAACCUCCAGCACGGAUGCCCUGGACAGCCCCUCUGUUCAGUAAAUAG
Molecule: messenger RNA, 1761 nt
Organism: Symbiodinium pilosum
Lineage: Eukaryota; Dinophyceae; Suessiales; Symbiodiniaceae
Source: the annotation of a GenBank genome assembly